AUGUCUUCCGAAACCCCAGUAAUCUUGAUUUCUGGCGCUUCUUCCGGCAUCGGCCGCGCGGCCGCUCUUGAGAUGGCUAGUCUAAAGUGGAGACUGUCCUUAUCAGGUCGGAACGAAGAAGCCAUGGCCAAGGUGGUGCACGAAUGUCGCAAAGCCGGAGCUGAAGAUGUGAGUUUACUUUUAGAAUUUAGACACAGAUGUUUAGGUAACCACGACUAUAGGCGAUUUAAGGGAUGCGGCCGUGGCCAAGGACUUUGUUCAUCACACGCUGGAGACGUUCGGCCGCAUCGAUUCCCUUGUUAAUGCAGCUGGGAUUCUGGUGAACGGGACGGUGGAGGAUUCGAGCGUGACGGACUAUGAUAAGCAGUUUGAUGUAAAUGUCAGAAGUAUUGUUGUUCUGACAAAGUACGCUUUGCCUCACAUUAUCGAAACAAAAGGAACGAUUGUCAAUGUUAGCAGUGUAGCUGGUACAAAUGCGGUAAGUUAUUUAUUGUAAGACUAUAGAAAAGGUUAAAACUGUUGACGUUACGUUUAAAAAUAGGUAACACUCUUUGUGUUUUUUUUCAGUUCCCUGGUGUAACUUAUUACUGUAUGUCAAAAGCAGCGUUGGACCAAUUUACAAAAUGCCUGGCUUUGGAGGUAGCGCCAAAAGGAGUUCGAGUCAAUUCAGUAAAGUAAGAAGUUGAUUUUAAAUCAAUAACAAGAAAUUUGGUAUAAAAUAUUAUUCGGUCAUUGUCAUUCAGUUUAAUAUUCAAACUAUCUCGUAAAGUCCCUUAAGCUACAGUCAAACAAACAAUAACGUAAAUUUUCAGCCCCGGAGUGAUUGUAAGCAACAUCCACCGACGAUCAGGCCUGGAUGAUGUACAGUACGAAGCAGUAAGUCUAGUCAACAUAAUAUUAGUUUAUUUAAAUAUUUAGUUUUUGGAGAAGAGCAGAGCUACCCACGCCCUUGGCAGAGUUGGAGAAGCAGCGGAAGUGGCAAAGUCCAUCAGAUUCCUGGUCACCGGGGACUCCUCCUUCACUACAGGACAUUUGUUGAUGGUAGAUGGUGGCCGAGGCAUUAUGACUCCUCGUUAA
This is a messenger RNA of Bursaphelenchus okinawaensis, 1077 nucleotides long. The record is from the annotation of a GenBank genome assembly. NCBI's taxonomy places the organism in Eukaryota, Metazoa, Nematoda, Chromadorea, Rhabditida, Aphelenchoididae.